Molecule: messenger RNA, 240 nt
Organism: Cantharellus anzutake
Lineage: Eukaryota; Fungi; Basidiomycota; Agaricomycetes; Cantharellales; Hydnaceae
Exons: 1
Source: RefSeq, a predicted model, not a curated record
UUGCUCGUUUUACAAGAGAACAAGACCCUCUAUAACAAGAUGAAUCCAGAAUCACAAGUCAUUGGAGAAGCGAUCGCAACGUUCCAACAUAAUAAUAUAGUGCGGCGGACUGCGAAGCGUCCUGGGCUUAAUGUCAUAACUAUCCCAUGUAUAUAUCACAAUGGUUGGAACCCGACUCACUCUCGCCCAUCAGUGCGACCCAGGCGGGCCGGUACCCCAAAAUUAGGACUCGCGUCUUGA